Messenger RNA from Cotesia congregata, 932 nucleotides. Lineage: Eukaryota; Metazoa; Arthropoda; Insecta; Hymenoptera; Braconidae. The record is from the annotation of a GenBank genome assembly.
CACAAUGAAUAAAAAAAUUAUUUGUGCAAAAUGAAGACAACCUGUUUGAUUAUAUUUAUGUUAUUCUUAACUUUAUAUCAAACUCAAGCUCUAAGAUGCCGAUCAGGAAACCAAAAACUGAGCGACGACAUUCGAAAAGUGAUGCAAAAAUGCAAACGUCGAUCUAAUUCCAAUAAAUCCGAUGACUCUAACGAUUCAAGCAGUGACCAUUCUGACGGAGAUUCUUCAUCCGACAGCGAUAUCUUCGAUGAAGAUUUUUUUAACUCCAGGAGAGACGACAGCUACUCGAAGACUCGGAUGAUUAGAUCCAGACACCAAGAGUACAAGCAAGAAGAAGUCAGGCCUUAUUACAUGAAAAAUCAUACCCACAAACAAGACAGGAUGUCUGAUGACAAUUAUUACAGUAGCAAUAACAAUAACAAUAAUAAUAACAAUCACAAUAAAAACAGAGACAAAGAUUCAAGAGACGGUUUCUCUGAUAAAAACAAAAAUCAAGAUGAACAAUCCUGUGUGACUCAAUGCUUCUUCGAUGAACUAAAGCUGACCAACAGACAAGGAUUUCCAGAUCGUACUUCGGUGAUAAAUAUGAUGCUCCAGGGAAUUCAUGACCCCAUGAUACGAGAUUUUAUCGAGCAGUCUAUUAUCAACUGCUUUCAUUUUGUCUAUGGUUUGCAUUUGGAUAAAUGCACAUUUUCACAUAAUUUGUUGUCUUGUUUUGCUGAUAAAGCCCGAGAGCGAUGCGAGGAUUGGGACGAUUGAAUAAAAUUUUCAUGACAAUUCACAAAAGAAGAAAUAUUUCUUCAUCUACCUAGAAAGUAAUUAAAAUAAUGAACUUUAAUUGAUAGUAAUUUUUAAUUUGACUACAACUAUACAAACUAUAACAAAAUUAUGUAAUGGAAGCUAAAUAUAUAGAUAUAUAUUUAAUAAAAAGU